This is a messenger RNA of Heteronotia binoei (common prickly gecko), 1119 nucleotides long. RefSeq names its product fizzy-related protein homolog. The coding region runs from base 1 to 945 and encodes 314 amino acids. Gene Ontology annotation, molecular function: protein binding; anaphase-promoting complex binding; ubiquitin ligase activator activity. The record is from RefSeq and is a predicted model, not a curated record. Gene Ontology annotation, biological process: positive regulation of anaphase-promoting complex-dependent catabolic process; anaphase-promoting complex-dependent catabolic process; positive regulation of ubiquitin protein ligase activity. The transcript has 7 exons. Lineage: Eukaryota; Metazoa; Chordata; Lepidosauria; Squamata; Gekkonidae. Gene Ontology annotation, cellular component: anaphase-promoting complex.
AUGUCCUCCCACGAACCAAAAGAGUUAGCCGUGCUGGCGUUCUGCUUCCGGAAGAUAGACGUCCUCGGCUUUUCGAUCUGGGGAAACCGGAACAAGAACUGGAGGCAGCCCCGCAGAGCUCAGUUUUCACCCGGCUUCAGCUCUGACAUGGAAGGUGGAAGCAGUCUUGAAGGCGGAACAAAGAGCGUCGCCGAGCAAGGGAGGCCUGGGCAUCUGGGGCUGGUGUUCUGGCAAGCCCUGGGCCAGUUUCCGCUCCAUUUUGUGCUGGAACUUUUCCACGAGCCCUCGUCCUUCCCACAGGGAACAGCUGGCUCCCUGGCUGGGUGCCAGGGCCUCUUUGGGAUGGCAGCCCGGAGUGAGGCUGCCGGGAACCCAUCCCUCUGGAGCAAGAGUUUUGUCUGUCCCUCUGCUGAGCACUUCAUCUUUCUGUAUCAAGUGUCAUCUGGUCAUUCAGUCACUCAUAAUGUGCAGCUACUCGUCUGGAACCACUCCAGCCUGAGCCCCGUCCAGCAGUACACAGAGCACCUCGCGGCCGUCAAAGCCAUCGCCUGGUCCCCACACCAACACGGGCUGCUGGCCUCGGGGGGCGGGACAGCCGACCGCUGCAUACGUUUCUGGAACACACUAACCGGGCAGCCGCUGCAGUGCAUCGACACCGGGUCACAAGUCUGCAACCUCGCCUGGUCCAAGCAUGCCAACGAGCUGGUGAGCACUCAUGGAUACUCGCAGAACCAGAUUCUCGUCUGGAAGUACCCGUCCUUGACUCAAGUAGCAAAGCUGACCGGGCACUCGUACAGAGUCCUGUACUUGGCAAUGUCACCCGAUGGAGAGGCCAUUGUGACUGGUGCUGGGGAUGAAACGCUGAGGUUUUGGAAUGUCUUCAGCAAGACCCGCUCAACCAAGGAGUCUGUAUCAGUCCUUAACCUCUUCACCCGGAUACGGUAAAGCCCACCGAGAGACUGUUGGGUGGGUGGCGGGGGAGGAAAAAAACCACUAACUUGAUGUGCAUGGAGCCUGAGAUCAUUGUCUGGGGGGGGAGGGAUGGGUAGGGGGAAAAAAUGCAAUGUCGAUCUGUUUCAGAAGACCCUGGAGAUGCCUAUUAAACCACCUGAAUGUGAA